AUGCUUGACGCCUGCUUUAUGUGCCGCGUCAAUGGCUGGGAGCUGUACCUUGACACGGUAGUCGCGUACGUGGCUGGGAUAGGAGAUGAGGAAGAGGACUUGGAUGCCGGCGAAAGCAGCCUUCAGCUCGGCUGGCGUCGACUCGGUGACCUUGUUGGGCUGCACCUCCGGAUGCUGGAGAAGAUGGUUGUACGUGCUGCCGCCAAGGCCCCCUGCUGCGGGGAAUAUGCCGAUUGUCUUCAUGGUGCUCGAUAUUCCAGAUUUGCCCUGUUCUUGAGUAAAUAUGAGGAUAUGGAACUGUAG
Messenger RNA from Clonostachys rhizophaga, 303 nucleotides. NCBI's taxonomy places the organism in Eukaryota, Fungi, Ascomycota, Sordariomycetes, Hypocreales, Bionectriaceae. The record is from the annotation of a GenBank genome assembly.